AUGCUGCGAAAUUUGCCGAAUUUGGGAAGGUGAGAAUUUUUAAAAAAUGCUGAAAACAAUGGGCUAUUUUUCAGAAACCUAACCUCGUUGCGGUUUAACAGCGCAAUGCAGCAAUUUUUCGACGAUGAGGCGAAUUUCGGAAAAUCCGAGCUUCGCCCAAAAAAUCGACCAGGAAGAUCGUGGACCGAAGAAGAGUUGCGACUAAAAAGCAACUCAGAUCUUCAUAAAUUAUGGUAUGUAUGUUUGAAAGAGCGAAAUAUGUUGUUGACGAUGAAAAAAGCGCACAUUGCUGCGGCGAGAAAUUUGCCAAAUCCAGAAAGAUUGGAUCGAGUUGAGGAAACUAUGGGAAAUAUUGAGAAUGUGGUUCAUGAACGAAAUGAUGCGGUUUAUAAAUUGGAGACUGGAGAGAGCGCAAAACCACGGGAACGAAACAUCACAUCAUUUGCUGGGUUCACUUAUAAGUAUGUACAUAUUUUCUGGGGGGAAAGGGUCUUUUGGGAGGGCUCGAAAACAAUCGAGAAAGUUAUUUAACAGAGUUUAAUAUUUCUGAGUUUUCAUGAAAAAAAUCCGCAUCCACCUAAAUUCAUAAACUUUGUUUCAGAAAACAAGUUCGCGAACAUUUGGCUCCAGCUUCAAUCACCGGCAAAAAAGAAUAUGAAAUUCCAUAUUUGGAGGAUGACGCAUAUAUGAUGCAAAAAUUAUGGAACGAAAAAGAAUUCAUGAAACGCCGUGACAAAUUGGACGAUGAAAUGAGAAGAGAAAAACAGACUGAAACUAUGAAAAGAUAUCAGAGAGGAGCGCCACGGGUUUUCAAUAAAUAA
This is a messenger RNA of Caenorhabditis angaria, 821 nucleotides long. The record is from the annotation of a GenBank genome assembly. Lineage: Eukaryota; Metazoa; Nematoda; Chromadorea; Rhabditida; Rhabditidae.